Caenorhabditis auriculariae is the source of this 7143-nucleotide messenger RNA. The record is from the annotation of a GenBank genome assembly. NCBI's taxonomy places the organism in Eukaryota, Metazoa, Nematoda, Chromadorea, Rhabditida, Rhabditidae.
AUGCGUGUAGCUCCGGCAGUUUCUGAUGAUCCUGACACGGCCGAUAAGUUUAUUGAACGGCGACUACGGUGAAUUUUUUUUUUUGAAUUUUCAAAAAGUCCUUAUCAAUUCGGAAGAAUGGUCUUGAUACGUGGUAUCCAACUUUUUUUGAACGAUACUGUUCGAGCUUAUUUUUUUUCCGAGUUUUUUUUGUUUUUGUGGAUUGAAUUGGUUGUCAUCGGAAUGAUAGCAGGGCGGGAAAAUCGCGGUUUUUUUUUUGGCUUGUGCCACAUUUUCAGUUUAGCAGAUUCACGGCUAGGACGCUAAAAGGCGUGGCCUGUCUGCGAUCUCCAUCAGCCAGACAGUGUCUCUUUUCUUUUCGUGUCGGGACCCAUUUUUCGAUGGUUCAACCCAGACGUGAAUCAGCUAUACAUCAAUAAUAGCUUGAAAAAUUUUCCAGAGAAUCGAAACUAUAAAAGCUAAUCAACCUUUCUAUUAGGUCUUUUUGAACUCAUCAUAUUGGUGAAUUAUGCCUUUUUAUUGAAGCAACCCAUUCAGAAAGUACCAUAUCGGGAUUCUGGUCCUCUCCGCCGUCACAGUCGUCUUCUUCGUCUGGGCGAUCGCAGCGACGACGAUCGACUGGGCGUCGUCGGCGGCUUCAGAUGGCCUCCACGUCACCUUGCAGACGACUGCUCGGCGCUUCGACAAGGCGGCUGUCGCGAGCGACAGCGAGUUGUGUAGUGAAAUUGCCAGGUGCUGGUCAUUUUUUGAUUCUCGCUAUAGAUGUUUCGCUCUUAAAGUAUACGAGAACAUCUACCUUUUCUAACGGCUUGCAGAAGCGCGAAAUGAGGUUUCACAUUUCAUGAUCUUUUUUCGCAGAAACGUGAUAAUGGAAGGUGGAAAUGCGGUGGAAGCCGCCAUUUCGGCCGUUUUCUGCAAUGGCGUGGUCAAUCCCUACGCCACUGGCAUCGGUGGAGGCGGUUUCUUCGUUCUCUACCGGAAGUUUAUCAUUUGAAUGAAAAGUUCCAUCUUUUCAAGUCUUCAGGGAACAGAAAAAGUGUGUUUUUAUAAAUUCUCGAGAGACGGCCCCCGCCGCCGCAACACAGAACAUGUUCGUGGCGGACAAGGCUUCAGCUCAACUUGGUUAUUUUUUCAUUAAUUAAUCAGAGAGUCCUUGAAGAAUUGUAGUCGCUAUGCUAAAAACGAUCGAGACGUGAUUUUUUGAUUUUUGAUAGCUUGUAGAAGGAAAUGGAGCAAUUUUUGAAGUCCUGUAGUGAUCAUUUGGAAGUUUGAUAUGAAAAAAAAGCUCAUUAGAUCACUUUUUACGAUCAUCCUCUUCUUCAAAUCAAUCGGCCCUUUUUGAAAAUCUGUACAAAUAUUUUCUAAGGACAUCUUGCCGCUGGCGUACCUGGGGAAUUGCACGGUCUUUGGACGGCUUAUACUCGUUAUGGGUCCGGUGUAAGUUUGAUGAGAAUUUUAUGAGUAAAUUCUCAAGAAAUAUUCCUCCAUAGGUCAGGCUUUCAAUAACCCAAAGCACUGCAAAUUUGAGAGAAAUUAAACUUGGGGAAAAGUUCGGAAGUUCUGCUUUCGGUCCCUUAAAAGGCGUUUGGAAGGUUUCGACCAAACGCCUUCCAUAUAGCUUCCCAACGCCCCCUGCUUACCUGAAGCCUUCUGGAAGCUUGCCGGAAGUAUUCUAGAGGCUGUCCGAAUUUUUAAAAUUUUUUUCACCUCACAAGAAACUUCUGAGAACCUUCCAAAGGCCGUCAAUCGAAAAACAGCUCUGCCGAUUCUGUCGAUUUUUAGAGCGUCUUGCUGAAAAUGUUCAACCUGUAGCCCUUUUCGAUUUCCUAAAUCCGAAUAUAUGCUGUUUACAUCAGUAUAGCUAAUCCACGGCUGGCUCGGGCCAUUGAAAAAAGGGUCUUGACACGAUGAUGCACGAGACAGUGUCUGGCUCGUAGAGAGCGCAGACAGGACACGCCCCCUUAGCGUCUUAUUUUAAUCACAUAAUUUCAUCCUCUUAAUGUUACAUGAAUAAUUUCGACACUCGCUCCUUCAAAAUUAAGCUGGCCGUGAAUCAGCUAUAGCUACGUUAUCAUAACGUACCAUUUUUAUCUUUGUGUAAAUUUUACCUUCCGAAUGAGGUAAAGCCCUAGAGUUCAUAGCAGAAAAGUGAACACACCAGAUUUUUUUUGAGGUGCUUCCGUGGUCGAGGCUUGUCCAACCGUCAGCCGUCCUUGCCCGAGGAUAUCCCUGUACCCAAGCCGCAGCCGAUUAUUUCGACCGAAUCGCAAAUCUCGACGAAAAUCCCGCUGUAGGACCCAUAAAGUCGGCUGAAAAUGAACAAAAAAUGAACCAAUCAGCUGAAAAAUGUGUCCAGGAAACUGUUCACCAACCCUCUGACCGGUGACUACUACAAAACGGGGGAUAUUAUCGUGAACAAGGCCCUGGCCAAGACUUUGGAAACGAUCGCCGAUGCGGAGAACCCCGUGGAACUGUUUUAUAAAGGUUUACAAGGAUUUUUCAUUUUUAGGAAUUUUAGAGUCAUCCCUAUAGGGGUUCGGGGGAAGAUCAGUCCCUCUAAAGGUUGAAAAAGUGGCCUCUAUAGGGGUCUUUCAAUUUUAUUCAAAAAAACGCCUAUUUAUUUCGUUGUAGAUUUCAUAAAAAAACAUCGAUCCGCACCUUCCCUAUAGGGGCCACUAACAAAAAAACCCCAUUGGGACCACUUUUGCAAGCUUUAUUGCAUAGGGGUUUCUGAAGUGUUCCCAAGAUGGGUCCCUCCAAGGACCCCUAAAGUUGCCCCUAUAGGGGUCACUCUGGAGUUCCUAAGUGUCUCAAAAAUUGAAAUUUUUGAAAUUUCACAUGCAAAAGACUGAUCAGCGAAAAAUCGAAAAAAUUCAAUUUCUAUCUUCAAAAAUCAUACUUUGAUUCAGAAUGCACACGAGAAAUUGUGAUAGAAAAAUAUCCAAUUUUUCAAUUUUUUCAAGCAUUUCUUUGGUAUCAUAAUUUUAAUUUUGAGGCUAAAUUUUCAGGAAUCGCAAACAUUUUUUCCAAUGAGUGAUAUGUUCUUUCCAGUUUUAGAAUCUCAAUAAUCUCCAAAAACUUGUAGGGGAGUUCGCCAAAGAAUUGGUCAUGGAGAUGGAAAUGAACGGCGGAAUAAUCACUGCUGACGACCUUGCAAAUUAUCAAAGUGAUGUGACCGGUUAUUUUACACUUUUUCAUUCAUAUAAUGACUUUGAGAGCUUCAGAAACACUUUACUCGGAAAUUGGAGGCUUGAAAAUGUGUGGCCCUCCACCGCCCUCCUCCUGGGCCAUUACUCAACUCGUGCCGAAAAUUAUUGAAGGUGGGGCUCCCAAAAGGAAGACUUUACACUCCGGAAUACUUCUCUCAAACCACUAUCGAUGUUUUAAAUUAAGUUCCUGAAAAUCCUAUUUUGGGAAGUGCCGCCUUGGAGUCGAAGAAAACCAUGAAAACCAAGGGUUUCAGCUCAUUUUCCUUGAAAAACAGUUGAGCUGAAACUUUUAAAAUCAAGAAAUUCCCAAAAGCAAAGUGAGAUCUUCCUUUUUGGAAAGUCCUCUAAGCUAUCCCAAAUCCUCACAAGGAAGGUCAUUUCCCUUUGAGGUUGUGAAUUUUCUGAAAAUUUGGUAGAAGUUUAUGUACCAAAAACGGAUUCUGUAAGUCUCAAACUGUACAGUUUUCAAGUUUCCGACACCUUAAAGUUGGAGAAAAUCUCAAAGUCCGUCCAAAUAAGCCUUUUUGAGGCUUUGAGGCCUUAUUUCUCGAAAACUAGGAAGUUUAGCAUGCUUAACUCUUCAGGACCUCGUUCUGAUACAUAAAUGAGUAUUGUGGCCGAUUUUUGAAAAAUUCCCAGUGACCUUCCUUGUCAAAAGCUCUUCAAAACCAUCCCGGUUCCCCAGAAUUGUACAAGCCAGAGUCAAUCCUCAAAACCCGUCCAAAUAAGCCUUUUUGAGCCUUUGAGGUCUUGUUCCUUGAAAACUGGGGAGUUUUGAAGGUUGGGGCUCUCAGGAACUUUUCGGGAUACAUAAAGGUUUUUUCUGGCCAGUUUUCUGGAAAUUCCAAGCUGGAAAGUCGAAGUUCUUUCCUUAAGAGGAAAAAAAAACAGAAGGGUUUUCGAAAAAGUAUAAUUCCCAGUGAAUGACCUUCCUUGUCAGAAGCUCUUCUAAACUAUCCCGAUUCUUCAGAAUUGUACAUCGGCAAGCAAAUCUUCAACGACGCCGAGUUCUACCAUCAGUUGAUCGAAGCUCAAAAAAUUGCUUUCGGACUCCGCGGACAGCUCGGAGACGCUCGAUUCAGUGACUAUUCUCUUCAGUUGGCCAGAAACUUGACGUUGAGGUGAUUUUUGAUAUGGUUUGAAUUGUAGGACAUGUUAGGAUUUUCCGAUUCUGACAAGAUAACGGGAAAGAUACUCUACUUAAUAUCCUUUUCUUCAGAACCUUUGCGAAGCAACUUCGGAAAAAAGUUCAAGACGUCUCCCAGGAAAGCAGUUAUUAUGCAGCUUCUGGUAUCACCCUCGAAUAAAAAAUAAAUACUUUCAAAAAUCCGAAGGUCCUGUUCCUAACGACUUUGGAACAUCUCACAUCAGUGUGGUCGAUGAUGACGGCGAUGCCGUCGCCACAACUUCCACCAUAAACAUGGCGUGGGUGUUCCAGGAAAUAUAUAAAUUUUUUUCUAAGGUUUGGAUCGAAAAUUCUAUCGCCGCUGGGCUUCAUUUGGAACAACCAGAUGGACGAUUUCUCCACUCCUGGCCUUACGAAUCAUUGGGGAUUCCAGCCAACAGAAGUGAAUAUACUGACUUGAAAGAGACUUCUCUGCGCCCUCUCAUGUAGACAUGCUAUUUUUAUGUUCCUCUGACCUCGCCGGUGAGGGAACAGAGAGACGCAGACAGUCGAAAACUUGGGGAGUGAGCCAUAGAGAACUGUUGAGACGGAAGCGAGAGAUCAACGGCGCCCUGAAGAGAGACCAGAGAAUAAGAGGCUCUCUGCUUCUUUCGCCUCUCUUCAGACCGGCGCUGCUCUCUCACAUCCAUAUUUCGGCUCUUUUCCAUAAAUUAUACUAACAAAUUAAUGAAAAUUGAGGCCAACUAUAUAAAACCUGGACGGCGGCCGAUGAGCAGUAUGAGUCCCACAAUUAUUUUUCACCCGGAUUCUGGAGAAGUUGACCUCGAAAGAAUUUUGUCGCAAUAUUGCGUUUUAAGGUCAAAAUGGUGACUGGAGCCUCGGGAGGCUCGAAAAUUAUCAGCGCAGUGGCUCAAACGAUCACCCGCGGAGCGUUGCUUUAUCAGAACGCGGCUGAAAUUGGUAAAUAUCAUAUUUUUUUGUUUUUUUUUCGAUGAAAGUAUUUUUGAUAUAAAAAAUGGUCAAAGGUUUGGAACUUUCCUUUGAAACUCACCAAAGUUGAUAAUUUGGAGAGACUUUUUGAAAAAUUCAAAAAGAACUUAAUCAUGUUUCUAAAUGAUGACUAAGCUAUGUCAAUGACGUUUUGAGGUAUAUUCAUUUGGAUUUUUCAAACUCGGAAUUUUUUUAAGGAACUAUUCGGCCCAUAUGGGCAUUCAAAAUUGGUCCUAGAAAAAGUCGUUAACUUGAAAAAAAUGGUAUAAAAAGAUACAAAAAAAUUAGUUUUAAUUCCAGAGAAAAAGGCAUUUACAAAAAAAUAAACUUGAAGCUUGUAAAAAAAGGUCUGCCCAUGUUUUUUUAUUUGGAUGGGUUAUCAUCAUUUUUUUCAUUGUUCCAGGAGCCUGUUUUAUUUCGAAACAAUAUCUUCUUAAUUUUUUUUCUUUUUUUCCGAAUCAAAUUAUGAUAAUUUUUUUCUGAUUAGAAAAAAAGAAGCUAAACAUUCCCUUUGGCCUUAUUUCUAGGUAGUUUUUUGUUAUUUUAUCGAAAAUUUUUGUGAGGAUUUCACGAAGUAUUCAUACCAAAACAUUAAGAUCAGUUGUGACAGCCUCUCAGAACAGAAAACCGAUUCGAAAACGGUUCAGAAAUGCGCAAAAUGAAUUAAAAAGAGACCGUGCGGCAGCGGGUAACCGUGAGAUUUUGCCUCCAGUUGAACGCCGCCCGCUCUACUUUUUUGGCCAUAGCUUUUUUCUUAGUGGACUUUUUUUUUCAAAAACUGAACGGAUUAUGAAAAUUGACAAGCUCCUCUAUCGAAUAGUGUGAAAAACAUUUUUUUUGGACCGUUUUGAAAAAAUAGCUUGCGGUCCCUAACUACAUGGACUCUUUUUUUUCGACAAAAUUUGCGAUUUAUUUUCUGACCAGGGUUCAUAGAGAUGUCCUUCCUUCAAAUAGAGACGAAAUUUUCACGAUUUUUUCGAGAUAGCGUAAUAAAUUCCGAGUAAAGAGCUCAAAAAUCGCAAUAUCGACCCCAAAAAUCGACCUUUUUGUCUCAAAAUCGUCUCGAAAAAAGUUUUGGUCUCGGGAGAUUUAGAAAUUUUGAGACACAAUCUCGAAAAACCCUUUUCAGUUGACAAUGCAAAGUUCAAAAUGGCCAUCAUAGAGUGAAAAAUUAAACUGUUUUUCAGAAAUUGAGAUAAAAUUUAUAAUUCCGCGUAAAAUACUUUGAACGCGGCGAGAGCGCCGAGGUGCAUGCACACGACACAUCACAUUUUACGAAAAAAAAUAUGGGGACGUUGCAACGUCCCCAUAUAUCAACGUUGAGGACGUAUAAUUUUUCUUGCUUUUCAGUCAGUGCGGCGCGGGUUCACAAUCAACUGUCGCCGUAUGACACGGAAAUUGAGAGAGGAUUUCUCAAGGUUAUUUUUUUGUUAUAUCAAAACUAGAAUGGGACAUUAAUGAAAAAUGAUAAUGUAUUUCCGUAUUUUCAGAGUAUCAUUGAGACGCUCGAGGAGCAGUACAAGCAGAAGAUUGAUUUGACGGUAAUUUAUUUUCAGUCUGUUCCUAUUUUGAAUGUCAUAGCGUCAAGCUCCGCCCCUGAUGUCUCGAUAAACCAUCAGAGAACGAGAGCAUUUUCGAAUAACAGCGUUGUACUUGAAACGCAAAAUCUGAACGGACCACAGUGAAAAAUAAUCAAUAAUUGAGUUUCAGGAAGAGCCAUUGGGAGUUUCGCACGUGAUAACUCGAAACGACGACGGCUCUUGGACGGCGGCCGUCGAUGCGCGAAGAAAAACCAAUUCUGGGCCCGCCGGAUGGUGA